AUGGGUUUAUUUAAUGGUGAUAAUCAAGAGAAGAAUGUUACUAAAUAUAACGAAACCUUGUUAGGGGACACUUCUUCUAUUUCCAAUAAUUCAAGUGCCAAACCGAUUUCUACUAACCUUUUAAGUGAUUGGUGGUCUCAAACACAAGACUUAUAUUCCAAUGUUUUUAACCAACCAGAUCAAUUCUGGAAAUCUGCCUAUGACGAUUUGUUACUAAGAUCCGGCGACGCUAUCGGUACUAUGUUGGAGAAUUUAGGCAUGCCUGGUAACUUCGGUACUCCUUACAAAAUGAGUUCUCUUUUUAAUAAUGAUGAGCAAUUUGUUGAUGCCAAUGUAGAUGAAAAAAAUAAGUUGAAAAUUAGACCCACUUUGUAUGCCUACAAAACACCAAGCGAUCGUCAAUAUUCUCAAUGUGUAACCAAUGCUGGGCUUGGUGUUUGGGAUGUCAAUGGGUUUUGGAGAUGCUUGUUUCCCCAGACUUUUCUAAAUGAUAAAAAGGUAAACGAAUUAAGCAAAGACGAUGUAGAAAAGGAUAUUGAUCACAAGAUGGGAUUGUUUUUCAAAGACUACACAGGCUUUUUGUCUUGGAGAAACCAUAUGUUAAAAUUAGCUAAUGAAAAGAAGAAGCAAAUACAACAAAAGUCUUUGUUUUUCACCGAUAACUACGAUGGUGGUCAAAAUGAUGAUAUUGCAGGUAAUGGUGGUAAUGUUAUUGGUACCUCUAAAAUGUUAAAUUACAACUAUACAGAUGAAGGAAAAGAGCAAGUCAAGGAAACCAAGACUUAUUACAAUGAUGGUAAAGUCAAAGUUGUUCGUGAAAGAAAGUUAUAUCCUAAAGACGGUAGUGGUGAUGUUAAAGUAGAGACUAGCGAGAAAAUCUUAGAUAAUAAUGAUAUUGAUAUCAACGAGUGA
Messenger RNA from Saccharomycodes ludwigii, 912 nucleotides. It is a transcript of the gene MPM1, whose product is annotated as Mpm1p. The record is from RefSeq and is a predicted model, not a curated record. Lineage: Eukaryota; Fungi; Ascomycota; Saccharomycetes; Saccharomycodales; Saccharomycodaceae. Bases 1 to 912 code for a protein of 303 amino acids. The transcript has a single exon.